Molecule: messenger RNA, 2197 nt
Organism: Sorex fumeus (smoky shrew)
Lineage: Eukaryota; Metazoa; Chordata; Mammalia; Eulipotyphla; Soricidae
Gene: CDCA7
Product: cell division cycle associated 7
Exons: 12
Coding region: 1-1809 (602 amino acids)
Biological process (GO): regulation of DNA-templated transcription
Cellular component (GO): nucleus
Source: RefSeq, a predicted model, not a curated record
AUGGAGGCCAUCAAGACUCUGCCCAGGAUCCACCACUAUGCAACUGACCCCAACAGCGAAUCUUGGGGCCUCGCGGGACUUCACCACAGCUUGCAGGACCUGCGCUCCAACGCGGGAGCGCUGGCCCGAGCUCCGCCCCUCUGGGCCAAGGGGUGCGCAGUCUUCCCGCCAGCCGCGCGGAAUCGAGUACUCCUGCGCCGUGGGUCCGUGGCGCGCGCUGCUUUCCCCCUCUACCUGCUCCGAGUCCGACCGAGUCCUGCUAGCAUGGAUACCCGUCGCGUGCCGAGUUUGGGUAUUACACCUUGGAUGGACGUCAUUCGAUCCCGGCGAUUAUCAAGUGUAACUAAAAGGACACUGUGGUCCACACUGUUGUCGCGCCGUUUGCUGAUUUCCUAUCCUCUUCCCGAACACCCCAGUCUUGGAGAUGCAGGACGUAGCUCUGAAUGCAACUUUUUUACUCUUAACGGAAACCGGAAGCAAAAGGAUCUCAGAGUAAAGAAGAACUUUAAGAAAUUUAGGUAUGUGAAGUUGAUUUCCAUGGAAACCUCGUCAUCCUCUGAUGACAGUUGUGACAGCUUUGCUUCUGAUAAUUUUGCAAACACGAAACCUAAAUUCAGGUCAGAUAUCAGUGAAGAACUGGCAAAUGUUUUUUAUGAGGACUCUGAUAAUGAAUCUUUCUGCGGCUUUUCAGAAAGUGAGGUGCAAGAUGUAUUAGACCAUUGUGGAUUUUUGCAGAAACCAAGGCCAGAUGUCACUAACGAACUGGCCAGUAUUUUUCAUGAGGACUCUGACGAUGAAUCAUUUUUCGGUUUCUCAGAAAGUGAGAUGCAAGAUGGAAUGAGAUCCCAGUCUGACCAAGCCGGCUGCAGGACUCGCAGUCAGUGUAGACGCACUGGACCACUGCGUGUGGCCAUGAAGUUUCCAACGAGAAACACCAGGAGAGCUGCCCCCCAGAAAGCAGCAUCCCCUGAACCCUCUGUGGUAGACCCCACUUCGGAUUCAGAAGAUGAAAGUGGCAUGAACUUCCUGGAGAAAAGGGCUUUAAAUAUAAAGCAAAACAAAGCAAUGCUGGCAAAAUUAAUGGCAGAAUUAGAGAGUUUCCCUGGUUCCUUCCCAAGAAGGCACACCCUGCCUGUACCCCGCUCGCAAGCAAAGACACCUCGAAGGCGCACAUUCUCAGGUGGGAUUUCCAGAAGACACUCUGAGCGGAGAGCUCGGCCCCUCACCAGGGCCCGCUCCCGGAUCCUGGGCUCCCUUGGGACGCUCCCCACGGAAGAGGAGGAAGAGGAGGAGGAGGAGGAAGACAAGUACAUGUUGGUGAGGAGGAGGAAGACUAUGGAUGCUUUCAUGAAUGAUGAUGACAUGCCCAGGAGUCGCCGUCCUGGUUCCAUGACCCUUCCACAUAUCAUCCGCCCCGUGGAGGAGAUCACAGAGGAAGAGUUGGAGAAUAUCUGCAGCAACUCUCGAGAGAAGAUCUAUAGCAGUUCGUCGGGAUCUACCUGUCAUCAGUGCCGCCAGAAAACAAUUGAUACCAAAACAAACUGCCGAAACCCCGAAUGCUGGGGAGUUCGAGGCCAGUUCUGUGGCCCCUGCCUUCGAAACCGCUAUGGGGAGGAGGUGAAGGAUGCUCUGCUGGAUCCGAACUGGCAUUGCCCGCCAUGUCGUGGAAUCUGCAACUGCAGUUUUUGUCGGCAGCGAGAUGGGCGCUGUGCGACAGGGGUCCUUGUGUAUCUAGCCAAGUAUCAUGGCUUUGGGAAUGUACAUGCAUACUUGAAAAGUCUGAAACAGGAAUUUGAAAUGCAAGCAUAAAGCUUGGGAGAUCCAUCACUUCUUGCCUUUUACCAUCUUGUUCAAGUUUUCCGUUUUUCUUGUGAUUGAAACCAGAGUUUGGAAUUUCGACGCAUCAGCCUGUUUUAGAGGAUGCUUAGAUCAUGGGGACUCUUGUGUUUCUGAGCAUCAUGGGGGUAUUUGCUAGCUAUGCUUAGGCCUCCUGCAGAUUCUCUUUUGCUUUCCUUUAGCCUUUGCCCCAGGCCCCCCUGUUUUCCUACCAUGUCAUUUCUGAGUCCUUUCUAAAUGGCCAUUUUAUGAAAGCACAUUUGAUUUCUUUGGUGUUGAAAUGGCCCUGGAAUCCACUGUAAAGCCUAGCACUUAGAAACACAGUUCUCGCAUUAAGUACUUCGACUAGGUUCCAGAGACC